AUGGGUUGGGCAUAUGUUCCAAACAUCAGUAACAUACUUGUAAUUGUAGAUGCCUGUUCAACAUGGAUUGAAGCAUUCUUGUGUCCUAAUCGCUCGGCUGAGACAGUAAAAAGCAAGCUGCUUGAGGUCUUCGCUCGUUUUGGUGUGCCCACAGAUUUAGUAUCAGAUAACGGGCCUGAAUUUCUUGUGUUAGGGAAUAUGUUGUCAUCAAUGGGUUGCAGAAAAAUUGAGGCACUUUCUUACAGUCCGGCAUCUAAUGGCGCUGCUGAAAGGGCCAUACAAACUGUGAAAGCUGCAUUGAAGCAUUUUGACCUGAAGACAAGAAAUUUCGGCAACUACUUGAACAAAAUUUUGUUCAACCAUCAGAGUCCCUUGGGUGGUUGUAAAUUAUCACCGGCCAGAAAGUUAAUGAAAAGACCACUGAGGGUUGCUGCAAACCAUUCUUUAAAAUAG
This is a messenger RNA of Octopus sinensis (East Asian common octopus), 453 nucleotides long. RefSeq lists its product as uncharacterized. The record is from RefSeq and is a predicted model, not a curated record. The transcript has a single exon. Gene Ontology annotation, molecular function: nucleic acid binding. Bases 1 to 453 code for a protein of 150 amino acids. Gene Ontology annotation, biological process: DNA integration. NCBI's taxonomy places the organism in Eukaryota, Metazoa, Mollusca, Cephalopoda, Octopoda, Octopodidae.